This is a messenger RNA of Quercus robur (English oak), 1176 nucleotides long. RefSeq names its product probable protein phosphatase 2C 47. Gene Ontology annotation, biological process: protein dephosphorylation. The transcript has 4 exons. Gene Ontology annotation, molecular function: cation binding; protein serine/threonine phosphatase activity. Lineage: Eukaryota; Viridiplantae; Streptophyta; Magnoliopsida; Fagales; Fagaceae. The record is from RefSeq and is a predicted model, not a curated record. The coding region runs from base 1 to 1176 and encodes 391 amino acids.
AUGGCCCCAGGAACUGAGUACUCGCCUCAGACAAAUGGUAUAGAUGGUGGGUCCAUGAAGGAAACUAGUGUGUUAGCCAUGGAGGAUCAGAAUAAUAACAACAACAAUAAUGAUGAUGAUGAGUCAUUGGGAGGCUUGGCCUCAACAAAUAUGAGGAAACCCCCACGAAACCUCUUUGUAAUGCGACACUGCACCAGCUCUACUUUCUUGGCUGAAUCAGAAUCAGAAAUUGGGUUUUUAGGCUUGAAGUCACCAUCAAAUGAGAAAUCUGGAUUUUUACCUAUAUUUCGCUCAGGAAGCUGUUCUGAGAAAGGGCCAAAACAGUACAUGGAGGAUGAGUAUAUCUCUGUAGAUAAUCUUCGUGAAAAUCUUAGGACAACUGCAAAAUUCCCUUCUCCUUGUGCAUUUUAUGGGGUGUUUGAUGGACAUGGUGGUAUUGAUGCAGCAUUAUUCAUCAAAAAUAAUAUACUUAACUAUAUUAUUGAAGAUUCCAAUUUCCCAACUGGCACAAAAAAGGCUGUUAAAAAUGCUUUUAUGAAGGCUGAUCAUGCAUUUCUUAAUGCCUCUUUUCUUGAUAGUUCCUCUGGCACCACAGCAUUGACUGCCCUAAUCACAGGAAGGACCAUGUUAAUUGCUAAUGCUGGAGAUUCUCGAGCUGUGCUUGGCAAACGGGGAAGAGCAAUUGAGCUCUCUAAAGACCAUAAACCCAACUGCACCGCUGAAAGACUAAGAAUUGAGAAACUUGGUGGUGUCAUAUAUGAUGGCUACCUCAAUGGUCAAUUAUCUGUGGCACGUGCUCUUGGAGACUGGCAUAUAAAAGGCUCCAAAGGUUCAAAAAGCCCCUUAAGCUCUGAGCCAGAAUUGGAGGAGAUCAUCCUGUCAGAGGAAGAUGAGUUUUUGAUAAUUGGGUGUGAUGGGUUGUGGGAUGUGAUGAGCAGCCAGUGUGCAGUUACAAUGGUGAGGAAAGAACUCAUGAUACAUAAUGAUCCUAAUAGGUGUUCGAGUGCACUUGUUAAGGAGGCUCUCCAACGCAACACCUGCGAUAAUCUCACAGUUGUUGUGGUCUGUUUCUCCCCUGAUCCACCUCCUAAGAUUGAAAUUCCUAGAUCCCAAAAGAGGAGGAGUAUAUCAGCUGAAGGGUUGGAUCUUCUCAAGGGUGUCUUGAAUGAUAUAUGA